CUAGCCGUCCUCCUACUUCUUCAACGGGAAUGCGAGCUGAAAGACGUGACCACGUCCCGUCCCCUUGAAAGCAAGCAACAAACCCACGCGGAGAGCAGCGAGGGCUCGUGCGAGGUUGGCGUCCCCCGCCUGGUGGCGGCUUUGAGGUUUCCUUGGCUUCGCGGCUGGAGCGGGAGGGGGGCGGAACUCCCGCCAGCGAGUUUUCAAAACUUUUCCAGCGAGCGCAGCAGGCUCGAGUCCUCCGGGGCCUCCCUGAGCGCCAGCCCCGGUAUGUGUCCUUCAGCGGGACACGUGCUUGGCAGCGCUGGUGGAGGCGGCAGCAGCAGCAGCAAGUCGGAGGAGCCACGAGCCGCCCCGCGGCUGCCCUUGCCCCCGCCGGCAGCAUGAGUCCCACCGCCUCCUGCCCGUCGUGCUGCUGCGCGGCGAAGGAGAGGCGGCUGGGGACGGGCUUCGCCUUCCGCCUCUGCCUGCUCUCGGUCACCCUUCUCCUCUGCCUGCAACUGGGGCUCAGGCGCUCCUGGGACGCCGCCGCCGUGGCAGAACACAAACCCCAGCUCCCGCCCAGCAGCCGCAGAGCCGGGAAGGUAAACGAAGUGUCCAGCAGGAGGCAAGUCACCUACAUAAGAAGCGGGCGCCGAAGGGGUGCCGCAGAACCCACCUGCUGCCUGCAGGGGGCGCCUCGGCGCAGGAAGACUAUACGCUGGCACAUAGACUUGCAACCCUGGGCAAGUCCUACGCCUUCCUUGAGUAAUGAAGCCCUGAGGCUCUUACAGUAUAUCAGCACUGCCCAGAUUUCAUGUGAUCAUAUGAAUGUGAAAGACCUGCCAGGAAACCCUGACAUCUUAAAGAGGCCAUGGUCAAUCUGCCUGGAUGACAGAUUCAAUUUAGUUCAUCAAAUCAAAAGCAAACAGUGCCGUCUAUAUUCACUGGGACUGGGUGGUGAUGAUAACCAGUUUGAGAUCAGCAUGGCCAACAGUGGGUGUGAGGUACAUCGCUUUGAUCCUAGCAUCAAAUCAGCACAUAUUCAGGAAGGACAGCGUCUGUGGUACCAUCGCCUGUCCAUAGACUGGAGAGAUCCCAAUCCAGUGAUCGCUGCUCAUAAGCUUCACGCACACACCAAAAAGCUUGGGACCAUAUUGAAUGACUUUGGACACCACAAGAUUGAUAUCCUGAAAGCAGACAUGGAAAGUGCAGAGUGGAAAAUUCUGGAAAACCUGAUACUGGAGGACAUUGUGGGACAGAUAGGACAACUGGUCUUUGAAAUCCAUGUUCAUUGGCCUGGGUUUGAGGUCAGUGGCAACGACAGCACUGUGGUUCGAUACUGGUACAGUCUCCUCAAGGAACUAGAACUGAGGGACUUCAGGCUUUUUCACACUUACAAAGACUCAUCAAAACCACAGUUGUUUCUAAAACGGGAAGCCUUCAAUGCAAGUAGCUGUUAUACACUGAGCUGGGUGAAUACAAGAUGGAAAUAGAAGCUGGAGCCUACAGAUCAGAUCUCUGGAUCUGACCUUUCAUUAACAGUACAGUGGAAGGUGACUUUUGCAACUUUUGUUAAUGUUUCCAGACAUCCAAAUACAGACGAUGUGGCACACAAUAAUUAAAGAACUAUUUCAGCGUUUUUCAGCACCUUUCCCCAAACUGGAAAGGCAUAGUCUUUGUAUCCUAGACGAAGCUGCAGCCUCAAAUAUUUUGUUUGUUUCAUCUGUAUACUUGGCGGCAGCUCAAUCCAUGCUUAGUCAAAUUGGUACUGUCAUAACUAAAUUCAUUAACGACAGUACCAUCAUUUAAUAAUGACUAGGUCUCAUUGAAAUUAAUGGGACAUAAAUAAGUCAAAACUAACCUGUCUCAUUGUUAGAGUGCUUUCUGUUUUUCAGAUGCUCUGAUACCCAAGUGCUCCGGAAGUGAGGAAACAUGUUGCUGAUGGUCAGCAAUGUCUUCCUCAUACCCAGGGCAUGGCUAGAAGGGGGACGUUUCGCCUGUUUGCGCAAAAGCACACAUGUAGAGGGACUGGGGGAGUUGUGUGUGAGCCUCAGUAGUGUCCCUACAAGUCUCUUAUUACCUGUCUGCUUUGUUAGUCAGGAUGUCAGCCAGUGAUUGUAACAUAGUGGCCAUUGUGCUGUGUGUAAAAUGGCUGGGAUUGAGUGUUCACCCCACUCGUUGAAUGGUUCUUUUUAUCCAAUACAAUGAACUCUUGAAAUCUCCCCUUUUGGCUGCCUCCACUAUUUGCCAGUAUUAAUGCAGCUUGCUGUCAUUCCAGAUUUAUUGCAGCAACUGUGUAAACUCUCUAUAGCUUCUCCUCCAUGAGACAAGGAAACAAAUGUUUAAUUGUUUUUGUUGUCUAUAGACAAAAUGUUACAAUAUUGCAAUUACCUUCAGGACGCGAAUCUUCCAGUAAUUCCAAAACUGAAUGAAAAUAGUCCAUCUAAACUGAAAAUUAUUAAAGUGGUGUUUAACCUUUAUCACCCUUACGUUUCUCAAUUUCCCCUCAGCAUGUGACAAACUCUAAACACCCAAGCAGGUAUAGCUGUGGCUUCUAAAGAUUUUUAUUUUAAAGCCAGUUCCAUUGUAGUAGCAGCAGCCAGUAGGUUCUUUAUUAGUUCCUGGUCCAAAUCAUUUAUGAUGUAUUUUAAAUAUCCAGGAACAAUGGCCAGAGAAUUGUAUUGCAGAUCAAAUCUCGUCAUCACCUAUUAUUGCAUUCAUGAUAGAUGGAAAUCUUCUCAGAUGCAGAUAGUUAUAGAAAACAGCAUGCCAUGUAUGAAUGGGUUUGUAUCAAUGGAAUAAUGUUUGAUUAGAGAUCAAACAAGUAUCCAAACAGAACAAAGUAAUAAUGAGAAAGGUGGAAGUAAAUGUAACAAAGUAAAUUGGGCUGCUGCUGAAAAGGACAAUGCUCGACCUUUCCCCACACUACCACCUCUUAUAGAACUUCUAGUGCAAAUUAUGCCAUCCACUGCAAGCUAUUGCCUUUUCUUCUGCUUUGCCACCAAUAGAGGAAUAGCAGCAUCACAUUUGCAGCACUUUUGGAGUAUUUUAAGCACUUUCCAUAUAGAGCCCUAGCAAGUCUUACAAACAGCCAGCUAAGAGUAAGUAAAGGCUAAUUGCAUGCUACACACAAAACAAAUGGAGCAAAGCCGUGAGAUUUUUUUUUUUUAAAUCCCUCUAAAACAAAGAGGGAAUUUGACUAGAAGGGCAGGAGAUGUUUAACCUUUGCACCACCCCCAAUUCUUUAAGUAAUAACACCACCCCUCUGCUUGUUUUACCUGACAGUGUUUUUCUUUUCUAUGUUUGAUAUGUGGAAUUUGUGUAUUUUACUUUCAAGCAGACCUGGAAGCUAUAAAGUCUGCAUUUGGAAGGCAGAUUGGCUCUAGCAGCUGCUUUAAAAUGAUGAUUCAUGGCAGAUGUAAUGAUGGCAAUUAUGACACACCUGGAGAGAACACACUGACUCUCCUGGGUGAAUCUUUUUCCAGCAGAGUCCAUCUAUUUUGUAUCAAAAAUAUGGUGUAGGUAGCAGCUACCCAUAAUAAUCACUUGAGAGAGAAUGUUCCCUGUGUAUAUAAAGUGUUCAAUAACAUAAGGGGAAGAUCUUUCUUCUAUUCUUGAGACUGGCUACCAUUUUUUGUGAUACAGAAGCAGAUUUCUAAAUGAUUUUCCACAAGAGCAAACAAGUCCAUAUUACUAAUUUAAACCCCUAUAUGGCAGAUUUCUGGGAAGUCUUCCCUUUAUUUAAAGUGAUCUAAGUGCAAGAAGUUUAUAAGGUUGAGGAUAAAAGGCUAAUGAAAAGUAUACAUUUCACUUUGGUGCUUGAGUUGAACCUAAUCCAGAAGAAAAGAUCUGGAUGCAAAUACAAAUACUUGUAUUCAAGCCUUUUAUUCUGGAUUAGGUUCAGCUCAAGCACCAAAGUAAAAUAUGUACUUUUAUUCUAAUCAGUUCUCCAACGGAAGUCCAUGUUUUAUACCCUCACCUCAACAGCUACUUUUAAACAGAAGCCUGUUUCUGAGGUGUCUCGAAGUUCCAGCUUGGCUCCUAGAAACAGCAGCAGCAUAAAAAGUAAUGGCUGAGUGCCCAAAUACCUUUAAUCCUGUGAGGAGUACAUACUAGGUAGUAGUGGUUUUCUAAAAUACCUGUACACAAACAAAGCAACUGCAAGACUAUUAGUACAUUGUAUUUUAGACACUUCUCCCAAUACAUUUAUUAUUGUAGAUGUAAAAAAAGAAAAGAAAAACGUGAAGCAUCUCUAGCUUACUACUGACACUGACCCCCUAUGACUUCAAAUAUGUCCACUACAAGAGGAAUUGUUCCAUAAUAUUUUAAUAUCAUAAAUUCAAGGAAAGAAUUUCACACUCUGGCACUGCAGAGAACUAGGCAGCUACAACUUCUAUAAUGAAUACAAAGUUUUUUUAAAAAAAACAGACUUUGGACAAUGGUAAAGAUAUUGUGCUAAGUUGGAAUCUGUCUUUUCAUAUAAAACAUUUAUUAAAAAGAAGUUCUAUAAAAGGAUUGAGAAGUAUUUACAGUAAUUUAGCACAACACAUUUAUAUAUAUACAUUUAUAAUAGAAAUAUAUUAAAGUGCCCAUGUACAAGAAUUGGGUGGUCAAGUGAUAGAGGUUUCCUUCUAUCUUCUUUAUAAGGUAUGUUUCUAAAGGCAGCAACUUACUGGUUGCUGCCCUUGCACAAGCCCCAAGGGCAUGCUGAGUCAUUAUUUGGUGAAUUGCUUGUUAAGCGAUGUAUAUACAUGUUAUGUUCUUUGGAUUUAUUUAUGAGAAAAGCAAGUAUUUGAAAAAGAAUUGUUACAUGUGGAAACCUGGUAUCAAGCAUAAUAAAAAUCAGUCAUGAUGAACAUACA
Molecule: messenger RNA, 4844 nt
Organism: Hemicordylus capensis (graceful crag lizard)
Lineage: Eukaryota; Metazoa; Chordata; Lepidosauria; Squamata; Cordylidae
Gene: METTL24
Product: methyltransferase like 24
Exons: 5
Coding region: 384-1475 (363 amino acids)
Source: RefSeq, a predicted model, not a curated record